AUGUCUCAGCUCUCUGCGUCCCGAUUAUUUGCCAUUGUUAGUGGUACCAUCAUUGCUGGUGCCACAGGUUAUGCUCUGUACUUUGAUUAUCAGAGAAGACAUAGCCCACAGUUUAGAAAACAAUUGAAGCGUAACCUAAAGAAGCAGAAAGCACUAGAAACUGCAGCUCAUGAAGAAGCUAAACAAGCUAGAUUGGCUGAGGUUGGCGAAUACUUGACCAUGGAAUUGAUGAAGGAGCCUAUUCCACAAGACUCUUCUGAUAGGCAGGAUAGCUUCAAAACAAACGUUGAAGAGGGUGAAAUGUUGGCCAAAAUGCCAGGAAAUGAGCUUGAAUCGGCUUUGAAGUUUUACAGAGCUUUGGCAGUUUAUCCAAGUCCUGCUGAGUUAUUGGGGAUUUACCAGAGAUCUAUUCCAGAAGCUGUGUACGAAUACAUUGUUUUAAUGAUUGCUAUUCUCCCCCCAACUAACGUUUCAUCGUUCUUGAGCGGUACUUCUCCAGGAUCCGCAGCAGCAGCAGCAGCGGCAGUGGCGGCAGGCCAUACCAACUCUGAAGCUGUAGGAAUUGAUGAAUAA
Molecule: messenger RNA, 573 nt
Organism: Eremothecium cymbalariae DBVPG#7215
Lineage: Eukaryota; Fungi; Ascomycota; Saccharomycetes; Saccharomycetales; Saccharomycetaceae
Gene: TOM20
Product: TOM complex receptor protein TOM20
Exons: 1
Coding region: 1-573 (190 amino acids)
Biological process (GO): tRNA import into mitochondrion; protein import into mitochondrial matrix; protein targeting
Cellular component (GO): mitochondrial outer membrane translocase complex; mitochondrial outer membrane
Molecular function (GO): transmembrane protein transporter activity
Source: RefSeq, a predicted model, not a curated record